UCAUGGCGACUAGGAUGAGUUUUCUGCAUCUUAUCACUGUGUCAUUGGUUGUGCUGCGAAAUGGUGUAGGUGGUUUUUAUAUUCCUGGAGUGGCAUCUGUUCAGUUUCACGCUGGCCAGAGAGUUGAUGUUAAGGCUGUGAAGAUGACCAGUGUUAAAACGCAACUGCCCUUUGAGUACUAUUCUCUGCCAUUUUGUGAACCCAAGGAAAUUGUUUACAAGGCAGAAAACUUGGGGGAAGUUUUGAGAGGAGACAGAAUUGUGAACACACCAUAUGAGGUUUAUAUGGACAAACCAAGCCCAUGUAAGGUGUUAUGUGAAAAAGAUGUGGAUACGAAACUACUGGCAGAAAGGAUUCGCCGUACCUAUUAUGUUCAUUUGCUCGUGGAUAAUCUGCCUGCAGCCACCAAAUUUGCACUGAUGGACACAGGAGAGUUUCAGUAUGAGCAUGGUUACAAACUAGGAUUUGUCAAGGAGGACAAGGUCUACAUUAACAAUGAUCUUCAGAUUAUCCUCAAAUACCACAAGAUUGAUGAUGUCUACAGAGUUGUUGGAUUUGAAGUUGAAGCUAGAAGUGUUGACUACAGUAAUUAUGAGAUUUUGAAGGAGAACGAGUGUAAAAUUAAACAGAGUGGCAUACCCCAGCAGGUUAAUGAAAAUGGAAACACAAAGAUCCGCUUUACAUACUCUGUUACGUGGCAGGAGAGUGAUGUGCAGUGGGCAUCACGCUGGGACACCUACCUGGCCAUGAGCGAUGUACAGAUCCACUGGUUCUCCAUUAUCAACUCUGUUGUUGUUGUAUUUUUUCUCGCAGGUAUCUUGGCCAUGAUCAUGGUGCGCACACUGAGGAGGGACAUCGCUCGCUAUAACGAAAAGGAAGACCUAGUAGGUUACAGAGAUAAUAUAAUGGAAGAGACAAUGGAGGAGACAGGCUGGAAACUGGUUCAUGGCGAUGUAUUCCGACCUCCCAAACACACUAAACUGUUAGCCUCUUUGGUGGGAGCUGGCAUUCAAAUCUUCUCUAUGUCACUCAUCACUGUCUUCUUUGCGAUGUUGGGAAUGUUGUCCCCAGCCUCACGAGGUGCCCUGAUGACAGCAGCCAUUUUUCUCUAUGUCUUCAUGGGAAUGGUGGCUGGGUAUUUCUCUGCACGACUGUACAAAACUAUGAAAGGCGUUCAGUGGAAACGAGCAGCUUUUCAGACUGCUAUCAUGUAUCCGGGGAUCAUCUUUGGCGCUUGUUUCAUCCUGAACUUCUUCAUAUGGGGUCAGCACUCAUCUGGAGCUGUGCCCUUUACCACAAUGUUGGCACUGUUAUGUAUGUGGUUUGGAAUCUCUCUGCCCUUGGUAUAUCUGGGGUAUUUCUUUGGAUUCAGGAAACAGCCUUACCAGCACCCAGUAAGAACAAACCAAAUACCAAGACAAGUCCCUGAGCAAAUGUGGUACAUGAAUCCAUUUUUAGGAACACUAAUGGCAGGAAUUCUUCCAUUUGGUGCUAUGUUCAUUGAACUUUUCUUCAUUUUCACUGCGAUCUGGGAGAACCAGUUUUAUUACCUAUUUGGAUUCCUCUUCCUGGUGUUCAUGAUCCUCAUUGUCUCUGUGUCACAGAUCUCCAUUGUGAUGGUCUACUUUCAGCUCUGUGGAGAGGAUUACCAUUGGUGGUGGCGAUCAUUCAUUGUUUCUGGAGGAUCAGCCCUCUAUGUAUUUGCCUACUCAAUAUUUUAUUUUGUAACAAAGUUGGAGAUUACAGAGUUCAUUCCAAUGCUUUUGUACUUUGGGUACACAUUUGUGAUGGUAUUCACCUUCUGGCUUCUCACUGGAAGUAUUGGUUUCUAUGCUGCCUAUGUGUUUGUGCGGAAAAUUUAUGCUGCCAUUAAGAUAGAUUGAGGAGUUGAUGGAGACCUUGAGGAGUACGUAAAAGCAUAAUGGAGGAGAAGUGUAGAAAAGAUUUUGGAUAUAGAAUUGUUUGGAGAGCAGUAGAGAGAGUAAUAAAACUACAAUACCCAGGUUCUUGGACAACUCUGCAAAUCUAGUUAUUCUUGUAGAAUUUUGAAAUAUCCAGUUGAAUUCCUGAGUUCAUCAUUUUGGAGGAAAACAUGCCUCUAGUGCAGACUGCUUUUGGAUUUAAUCGGCCUUCUACAAAGGAGUAAGUUGGAUACAUAUGACAGAGGAAACCAGAUGCAUGUUAGUAGAGAGGAAGCUUUGUCACAAGAAAUACUUACGUACGCCAACAGAUUUACUGUAUUCAUCUUAACCUUUACCAGGACAAAAAAUCCAGCACACUCAAGGUCUCUGUGUAUAUUAUGGGGGAACGUAAAACAUUUAUUUAAGUUGUAAAUAGGGCAGGGCUGGGGGAGGGGGCAUCUAUAAAUACUUAUGGACAUACAUAUAUUCAUAUAUUUAAUAUCAUUUUUUUUUCUGGUCCACUUCCUGGUGUUGCUCAUUUACAAUGCCAAUUGUUUCAUUUUGGCUCUGUUUUCAGUUGUCGAGUGUUUUAGUACCAAAUUUAGUACAGCUUAUGUAGGGUUAAAAAAUGUGUUAUGGAACAGUUGUUGGAAAUUGGUGUUGCUCAUUUACAAUGCCAAUUGUUUCUCUUUGGUUCUGUUUUUAAGUUGUCGUGUGUUUUAUUACCAAAUUUAGUAUAGCCUAUGAAGGGUAAAAAAUCGAGUUAUGGAACAGUUGCUGGAAAGAGUUUCGCUUUGUGUGUAUUUUUGAAUGGCAACACCACCAGAGCAAUGUCCCGUCUUUGUGAAUUGGGUGACUGGUAAAUCUUUACAUUCAGCACGUGAAAUGAUCCCAAACCAAUCACAGUUAUCUUCUGAAUGUUAUUCUUCAGUUUUGUUGGAUCUUGAAAUGUGUGAAAAUAGGGAAUUCACUGAGUAGAUUCUCCUGAACACAUUAUCCAUGUUAAAGGAUAAACAAGUAGCGCUGCCAUGCCAUCACCCUGUCUGAUGUGUUGUAACUAAAUGACUAGUGGGCCUCAUGUGAAUGACCUCCCUUGUCACAUGACAUCAUCAAUGCUGUAAAUCGUUUUAGUUAUUGAGGCGUGAAACUGAGGAGUGGUACCUCACAGACUGUUGCAGGCCGUUGCUUUAUGUCGUCAUCAGCCAUUGAGAGACGCCGAUUUAAAAUGAAGUCUUUAAGUUUUUCAGCUUGGGUAGGAUAUACAUAAUUGACGCAGUUCACUGAAGCAGUUGUCUGACACAGUGAUGUCUAUUGUACAUGUUUUUUCAUUAGGGGAUUUCUGCAUUUCUUCUAAAUGUCUUUAAAAUAAUAUAACAUUUAUCGUGGGCUUUUAUUUUAUAUUCUGGAACCCAUUUCAUUGACUGGUAAUUUACGUUGCGGUGUGUCAUUUAUAAAUGCUUUCCAUAUGGUAAAGGGCAUGAAACAGACUGUAUGGUAAUCUGUGUGAGCCUUUUUUGGACUGUGUGCAUACAAUAUAAAUUCAUAAAAAGGGUCUUUUAAAUGGAGAGUUUUACAUCUGCUAAAUUAAAUUAAAACAUAAUGAUUAUUAAUGAAUAAAUGUUACAAAAGUGACAUUACAAAAUAGAAUUACAUAUAUAUAUUGGCUAAAAUGAGUAGACCAGGUGUCCCAAAGUUUAGAUGAAAGCGGGUUCAUUACUUUGAUCAGAAGCCUUCCUUGUUUGCCUCAAAUUUUUCAUAAAUAAACUGACAUUGAAUAUGUCUGUGGUUUAUUAUGGAGCAUGUCUGGAUGUCAAUUUGCAUAUUGUUAUUCACCAGUAUUUGUUGUUUGAAAUGGUCAUUGUAUUGACCAUCAAGAUUAAGAAAAUGGCACACACAUUUUGGCAGUUCAAUAUAGCGGCAGUCAUUGUUGACAGUUCAUACUUUAAUAAUCUAAAAGAAAUCAUAAAUUUGGAUGGGUUCACUUCAUCUACUCAUCUGUUCAUAUAUAAAGCAGAACUCAUUUUGCUUUGGAGCUCAGAGGAUCAGGCUUUCUUGUGAAUGUGAAAAAAAAAAAAGUACACCUCUAAGAGCCCAGAAUAACAAAAAUGAGAAGAUAGAUUUCCCCAAGAACAGCUGGCAACAGCCUGAGGGCUUCUUUCCACACCCUUUCAGUGUUAUACCUGGUUGUUAUGGG
This is a messenger RNA of Liolophura sinensis, 4095 nucleotides long. Its product is annotated as transmembrane 9 superfamily member 4-like. Gene Ontology annotation, cellular component: membrane. The transcript is spliced from 21 exons. Gene Ontology annotation, biological process: protein localization to membrane. NCBI's taxonomy places the organism in Eukaryota, Metazoa, Mollusca, Polyplacophora, Chitonida, Chitonidae. The record is from RefSeq and is a predicted model, not a curated record. The coding region runs from base 3 to 1883 and encodes 626 amino acids.